Messenger RNA from Drosophila gunungcola (fruit fly), 2779 nucleotides. RefSeq lists its product as uncharacterized. Gene Ontology annotation, cellular component: cilium; stereocilia ankle link complex; plasma membrane. The record is from RefSeq and is a predicted model, not a curated record. Bases 545 to 2377 code for a protein of 610 amino acids. The transcript has 5 exons. Gene Ontology annotation, molecular function: protein binding. Gene Ontology annotation, biological process: rhabdomere development. NCBI's taxonomy places the organism in Eukaryota, Metazoa, Arthropoda, Insecta, Diptera, Drosophilidae.
AAUUUAUUUGCCGCCUCAAUUUGUCGUCGCCACUCGCGAGAUUCACGUCGUCAGUGCGGAAAAGCCCGUGUCCCCCGAAUAAACAACUCCCAUAUUUCGUCUUUCGAUUUUCCGAAGAAAGGAAAUCUAUUGCUACCGGCUAAAAAAAAUAUAUAUUUUUAACGCGUGUGCUUUUCUAUAUAUAUUUGUAUUUUUUUUUUGGAGCUACAGAGUGUGUUUCUUCGAUUUUGGGGCCAGCAAAAAGUGCUGAAAGUGCUCGUGGGCACACAAAACGCUGCACCUGUCUCACCUGAGCGCUUCAAGCCACAAAAGUGUAAAGUGCAGCGCGACUCUUUGCUUUUGAGCCGAUUUUUUUUUGUAUUAUUGUUAUUUCGAGAUCCGAGAUUCAGCAAGAAUUCUGCGAGCGUGUGCGUGUGUUGUUGUUGUUAUUGCUGCCGCGCUCUAAUUGCCAGGUUUUGUGUGGAGAAUUCUUUGGCCGCUUCUUUUUCAUCUACUUGGGACGCCCGCACCGCAAAUGAGCUACCUGUAAAAAGUCGGCAGUAAAAUGAUGACGAUGACAGCCACCUCGGCCUCGAUAUCCACAUCCGCAUCCGCCUCCGCAUCCGCAGCUGCAUCGAUAGCCAAUUCGGCGUCGACGGACUGCAGCAGCAGCAUGCAGGGAUCGUCGACCAGCUCGGCGUCCAGCGAUGUGAUGACCCUGACGACGACGGCGGCCUCCUCGUGGUGCGCCAUCCCGUCCAGCUGCCGGCUGCGGGUGCUCCGCCUGGUGAGGCCGCACCAGAGGCGCCUGCUGGUAGGCGGUCCGGAGCGGGGCAGCACGUACGGGUUCGCGGUGCGCGGGGGCAGGGAGCACGGCACCGGCUUCUUUGUGUCCCACGUGGAGCACGGCGGCGAGGCGCAGCUGAAGGGUCUGCGGAUUGGCGACCAGAUAUUGCGGAUCAACGGCUUUCGCUUGGACGAUGCCGUGCACAAGGAGUUCAUCCAACUGGUGGCUGGCCAGGAUCGGGUCACCCUCAAAGUGCGAGGAGUGGGAAUGCUGCCUGUGCGGGACCAAGCGGAGGAGCGUUUGUCCUGGAGCGUGGUGAAGUUGCCCAGCGUGAGCGGCACUCCGUCGGAGAGUUCCUUCAAGGGCGAACGGCGAGUGGGGACAUCGGCCAGCAGGGACAUCAGCGUGGUGCUCCAUGUGGCGCCCAGGACGAAGCUGGGCCUGGGCAUCUGCAAGGGGCCCGAGUGGAAGCCGGGCAUCUUCGUGCAGUUCACCAAGGAGCGCAGUGUGGCGCGGGAGGCGGGCCUGCGGCCGGGCGACCAGAUCCUCAGCGUCAACAGCAUCGACUUCUCCGACGUGCUCUUCAGCGAGGCGGUGGCCGUGAUGAAGAGCAGCAGCAAACUGGACAUGGUGGUGCGCACGGCGGCGGGCUGUGACCUGUUCCCGGGCGAAUCCAGUGGCUACAACAGCUCGGCCAGUUCGGUGACCGGCGAUCAGAGUCCCUGCUGGGCGGAUGCCAAGUCCAAGCGAUUGACGGCGGUGAGGGAGGAGUCCGGCGGUGGCUCAAACUCAGGAUCUGGAACGGCUGGUACCAACUGGUCGCCGGGCGUCGAGGUGCACAAGCAGAUGAACAAGACCAUUAUCAAGCUAACCGAGAACGGGACCUCGAUAAACAACACCUACAUAGCCAGUUCCGGCGGCGGUUCCGUUUCCGGUUCCUCGGCCAGCGGCACUUCCGGUCGCAGCCAGCACACGAAUCCCUCUCGCCAUUCAACCACCAUGAAGCGCAGCCACCUGAGACCAGUAAACACUUCGACUUCAGGAGUGGGCCUAGCCGGAGGAUCAGGAUCAGGAGCGGGAGCGGGCGCCACCGCCGUACCUGCUCCGCCGCCACCGGCCAUCGGUGAAGGAGUCAGUGCCGGUGGCUCCGUGGGCAGCAGUCUCUCCAGUGCCAUUACCGAGGAGCUCAAGAAGCGCAAGGAGAAGCAGCAGCAGCAGCAACAACAACAGCAGCAGCGCAACAAUCGCGAUCGAGAUAGAGAUCGAGAUGGAAAUGGAAAUGGAAACGUGGAUCGUCAGCUGGCGGGGCACAAUGGAAACGGAGUGGGAAAUGGAAAUGGAAAUGGAAGUGGAGGCCACCGCAACGCCGGCGGCCAAGUGUCGCAUCGCCAGCGGGCGAAUGUUGCUGGCGUGGCUGCAACAUUGCAGGGCAGCGAACGCAUCAGCAAUUCGGGCGGAGGAGGUGGAGGCGGAGGAGCAGGUGCAGGUGCAUCCAACGGCGCUGGUGGAGAUCAGCACACGGCACUGAUGGAUGAAUUCAAGCGGGCUCACCAGCGAAUGUUCAGGAACGGGUUCCAUGAGAGCGAGCACAAGGUGAGCAACCAGCAAUAGCAAUAGCAACAGCAACAUCUAGCAACAUCAAAAUCGCAGCAGCAUCAGCAGCAGCAACAUCGGCAAUUUAUCGAUUGUCGGCUACUUGCAAAGGUCAAGAGAGCUGGCUCAGCAGACACUGCACUUGUUGUGGGCCAGGGGAACUCCUCCUUCCUCCCUCCUCAUCCAAAAAAAAAACCCCCUUUCCCAGCCCCAUUGUUGAUAGUCGUUGGUGGAUACUUGCAGUUACCCAACGGAGCAGCAACUCAAGUGGCUGGCCACUUGGCGGAAUGAAUAGUUGAGGGGGGACUUGAUUAUAAUGAAUUGUGGUGGCCCCCAUUCAGCGAUGGCAUCUUAUCGGCCAGAUCGAUAGGCGCCGUCGCAGCCGAUGGCUCAGAUUGCCCAGAUUGCAUCGGCCACAUA